Messenger RNA from Cydia pomonella (codling moth), 486 nucleotides. Its product is annotated as anaphase-promoting complex subunit 13. Gene Ontology annotation, cellular component: anaphase-promoting complex. Bases 94 to 336 code for a protein of 80 amino acids. The transcript has 3 exons. Gene Ontology annotation, biological process: protein K11-linked ubiquitination. The record is from RefSeq and is a predicted model, not a curated record. NCBI's taxonomy places the organism in Eukaryota, Metazoa, Arthropoda, Insecta, Lepidoptera, Tortricidae.
AAAUGAAAAUCACUCGUUACAAGAAAGUCCAGAAAUAUCUUAAGUUCUACUACAACAACUUCGGUUUCCACCAGCCGUAUCAAGUGUUGAUUGAUGGAACAUUUUGCUUCGCCGCUUUCACCAAUGGACAGUAAAUACCGUCGCAACGGGCGUUUGCUGGACAUGGUAGACGAGGAGUGGCGCGCGGAGCGGCUGCCCGACGAGGACAUCGCGGUGCCGGCGGAGGAGCUGCCGGACCCCGAGGCCGACAGCGCAGACUCGCACCUCACGCUCAAGGAGCAGAGCAUGCGCUGGCAGGAGAACUUCCCCGAGCCCGCCGCCAACACCGAGCAGUAAUCUAGCCUAGGAACACAUUAAUAUAAAAGAGCAAGUACCCAAAUAUCUGAACAGCCAAGUAAAACUCCUGACCACAAGAUGCAUCAUAAUUGAGACAGAAAAGAUUGCCAAGAAGACUCAUGGUGCGCUGACCAUUUUAAAACAAUUUGG